AUGGUUCAUUGCUGGGCACCUUUAUGUUCCCAUAAUUCUAUGAAGGACAAGUGUUCAUUUUUUCGAUUUCCUUCAGAUAAAAAAGAACUUAGAGCUUGGGAAAGUAUUAUUAGGAGAUCUGAUUCAACACCGACUGUAAAUAGCCGCUUAUGUAGUUGUCAUUUUAAGGAUAAACUAAAAGAAAAUGGUCCUUCAAUAUUUGAAUGGAAUAAAAAAGUUUUUAUGGAUUUUAGGUCUCCAGAAAAAAUUAAAAGGAAAAGGAAGAACUUAGUGAGUGAUGAUUUGUGUWAUGACACUAAUAGUAACUGUGAUGGUGAUACAGAUUUAUUAUCUGCUCAAAAUAAUUCAUAG
Messenger RNA from Diuraphis noxia (Russian wheat aphid), 351 nucleotides. RefSeq lists its product as uncharacterized. Gene Ontology annotation, molecular function: sequence-specific DNA binding. The record is from RefSeq and is a predicted model, not a curated record. NCBI's taxonomy places the organism in Eukaryota, Metazoa, Arthropoda, Insecta, Hemiptera, Aphididae.